UUUUUUUGUUUGUUUUUUGUUUUCAUUAUUAUUUAGCUGAACCAGACCCACUGCAUUACCCUUCAGCCAUCUUUAUGCACUGCCACACCAUGCCAAUGGGGUUAUGCCUUUCUCUCUCUCUCCCUGCCUCCCUCCUACCCCUUCCACAUCCUUUUCUGGCUCUAAAAACAGUAAUCAAAAGAACACUACCGAUCUCCUUUAUGUGUAGCCUUCAUCAGCUAGAAUGUAAAGUUUAAGAGGGCAGAGAUUUGCUUCCUUUUGUAUUUAUAUUAUAUUUGCUUCUAUUUGUAUUCCCAGCGUUUGGCACAUAAUAAUCUCUUAAUGUUUCUUUUUCUUUCAUUUAUUUUAAAACGAAGAGAUUGGUUUCUAAAUAAUCUCUCAGGCCCCCUUCCAGCUCUUGAUCCUAGGAGACUUCUCAAGGUCACAGACCUAGUCAAUAGCAGAAUGAGGACUAGAUCCAAGGUUUCCAUCACGGAUCUAUCGAACAUCUUGCAAAUAGCAGGAGCUUAAUCAUUGUUGCCGAAUUGCCUAGAAGGGAUGGGGGCUGUAGAGACUUGUUGCCUGCCCCAUAGAUGUUUACAUUCUAAAAUCUCCGUCUCCAUACUUGCUCUCCACUCCUCCCCAUCAUGGCCACGGUCUCUCCCAGGCUGUUGAAACCCAGGGAAGCAGGCAUCCACAUAGUGAAACUCCUCGCUCCGUAUGGGGCUACAAGUUGAACCGGGCAUGCUCUGUAGCCAGGGCAGGCGUUGGGUAGCAAGUAGACGGCCCCAGCCUUCGCCUAGAGAGUACAACAGCUCGGAGCUCUCCGCGGAGGUGGGCGUUCCCCGUCCUGGAAUUUAGAACGCGGCGGUAGCCAAUGGGAGAGAGCGGCUGGCGGGCUUGUAGCGUUAUUGGAGGUGUUGCGAGUGUGAGGGUGUGCUAGUGACUGGGGGGAGCUGCGGUCUGUCGGUCGGUCUGGGUCACCCGAGAGUCCCCGUAGCUGGUUGCUGGUUGCCGCCGCCUGUAAGUGCCCUGCGCUUGUGCAGCCGCCGCCGCAACAGCACCUCCAGCUCCAUUGCUUUACUUUUCUGCAGCCCAAACAGGAGACAUUAUGCCGAAGAGAAAGUCUCCAGAGGGUGCCGAGGGCAAAGAUGCAGCUAAAGUAACUAAACAAGAGCCCACAAGACGGUCUGCAAGAUUGUCAGCUAAACCUGCACCACCAAAACCUGAACCAAAACCAAGAAAAACCACUAAGAAGGAACCCGGAGCAAAGGCUACCAAAGGCGCCAAAGGGAAGAAGGAUGAGAAGCAGGAAUCUGGAAAGGAAGGUACUACUACACCGUCUGAAAAUGGUGAAAGUAAAGCUGAAGAGAUUCGCAUCUAUCGCUCAACUGUUAGUGUUUCAACAUCCCGAGGUGCCCCACCCAGCACACUGUCAGUAAAAGGGCAGAUUGAAACAGUGAAAGUUAAGGGUACGGUAGAGAAUGUCUGCCUGUGUGCAGUGGCUAGAAUCAGAUAGUAGUGUGCCGCUUUUCAUUAUGAACAGUGGAAGCUCGCAGGUAAGGAAGGCUGCUUGUGACAAGCUUUCUGAAAAGCCGAGCCCGAUAAAACAGAGAAGUGUGUUUGUGGGUAUGUAUGCCUGUCUUGUCUGCGGAGCACCUACCAUGGACAUAGGCUUUGCAGUGGAGCUGCUUAGGGAGGGAUGCUUUCAAAUCAAUCGAUCCAUCGAUCAAUAAGUCGAUAAAUAACAAAGCCGGCAUUGUGUCAGUGGGGUGGCUUGUAUUGUAACGUCUUGGGGCGGGGUCUGAGUCUGGUUAGUAACGGUCUUCUUCUCUUUUUCGUUUUUUGUUUUUUUUUUUCUUUCCAUAGGCACGGAAAACUGAAUCUGUAGGUGACAAGGGAGAAUGAAUUGUCACGGAAAUUGGGGGUGGAUUUUAUGUACCUCUCGGGACAACUUUUAAAAGAUAUUUUUAUCAAGUAUUUUGUAAAUGCUAAUUUUCUAGGACUACAAUAGGCGGCAUAUUAAAAAAAUGUAUAUCGAUGAAUAUUUUCCCUUCUCAUAACAAUGCUUUUUUUGGAAGCCCUCCUCGCCCCUCAUCACCUCCCCUGACACACACACACAUCCCCCCCCCCAAAGUAAUAUGAACAUCAGUUGAAUAUUGGAAGCCGUGUGUAAAAUUGGAUCAGCAUUCCACGCACUUGCUUUGAAAAUUAGUCCUGUGCAGACGGUGGUGUUUUUACUGUGCAUAUUUGAAUUUUUCAUGCAGUUUUUCUAGAGCAAUAAUCAGUGGUGCUUUUGUACUUAGGUUUUAUGUGAUUUUAAUGAAACAUGGAUACUUGUGGCCACCUGCUGACUAUUUUUGGUUCUUUUAAUGGUUUAAAAUAAAAGGUUUUCUUGCCUGCAAAA
This is a messenger RNA of Monodelphis domestica (gray short-tailed opossum), 2386 nucleotides long. RefSeq names its product high mobility group nucleosomal binding domain 3 (gene HMGN3). Gene Ontology annotation, biological process: chromatin organization. Lineage: Eukaryota; Metazoa; Chordata; Mammalia; Didelphimorphia; Didelphidae. The record is from RefSeq and is a predicted model, not a curated record. Gene Ontology annotation, molecular function: nucleosomal DNA binding. Gene Ontology annotation, cellular component: nucleus; chromatin.